AUGUCCGACCAGAGUCCUACAGCAAUUUUAAUCAUCCAUGGAGCCUACUUCCUCCCAUCAAGCUGGCAGCCCCUAAUCAACGGCCUUUCCCACUCCCAAUUCACCAUCCGCUGUCCCCGUCUCCCCAGCUGUGGCGACGAACGGCCCCCAAAGGCCACGCUUGACGAUGACGUCGCCGCCGUACGCACAGCAGCCAAGGAACUCAUCAAUGCCGGCCACAACAUCCUCGUACUUGCCCAUUCCUAUGGCGGAAUCGUCGCCAGCGAAGCUAUAACCGAAGAGUUAUAUCCCAAUAGCAAUCGCAAGGGCAUCGUCUCCCUUGUGCUACUAAGUGCAUGGCUGAUCCAACCGGGCGAUACCCUGGAAGACGUGAUCAAGAAAUACGGUUUCCAGUGUGAAGUAGAGCUGGGGAAUAACGGGGACGGAACUGUCUUUGCGAAGAAUGCGCCGUCUUCGUUCUAUAAUGACAUAGAUCCCGUGGUAGCGUGGGAAUUGGCCAAGGAGAAUGUCACGCAUAAUUGGUUCGCUGCGUCGGGGAAGAUUACGAGGGCUCCAUGGAAGGAUAUACCGACCCUGUAUGUGUUUUGUCUGCGGGAUUUGGCUAUCAUGGUGCCUUUGCAGCGGAGUAUGGUGCAGGAUGCUGUGGAUGCUGGCGGGGAUGCCAGGUUUGUUACCGAGGAGAUUGAUUCGGGGCAUUGUCCUUUUGUGAGUAGGCCGGAGGAAGUGGUUCGAGUUGUGGAAAAGGCUCUUCGUGGAUUGGAGUGA
Molecule: messenger RNA, 765 nt
Organism: Penicillium daleae
Lineage: Eukaryota; Fungi; Ascomycota; Eurotiomycetes; Eurotiales; Aspergillaceae
Product: alpha/beta hydrolase
Exons: 1
Coding region: 1-765 (254 amino acids)
Source: RefSeq, a predicted model, not a curated record